AUGGCUGAUGAUAGGAAUGAUGCAACUUCUUAGAAUAAUAAUUUCAUCUUUUUGAAUACUUCUGAGUAGGGAAUUAACGAAAAUGUUGAAAAUUAGAAAUUCAGAAAAAAAAUAUUAAAGACUAUUUAUUUGAAAGAUUUGAUUAGGAAAAAAACAGUUGGUUGUAGAAUAUAUACAAAUGAGUUAAAUGGACUAUUUCCAUAAGAAAUAAAUAAAAUUUGCAGAAUAUGUAUCUAAGAUGAUUAAUCCUCUCAAUUCAUUUCACCAUGUAAAUGUAAAGGUUCAACAGAAUUUGUACAUGAAGAAUGCUUAAAAAUGUGGAUUUUAUAAUAAUUCGGUGUGAAUAAGAUAUUAAAUCGAGAAGUAUUAUACUGUGAAAUUUGUAAAUAUAAAUUAGAAUACAGAGUAAAAUUUGUUAAUCGAUUUGACUUUUUUCAAUUCAGAAAUUAAAAAUUGGCAACAAAACUGUGCUGGGUCAUUCAGUUUAUCAUUAUGGCAUUAUGCAUUUACGCUUAAAUUACAAUUAUCUAAAGAUUUGGAAUCAAUUCUUUAUCAACUAUCUCAAUAUUUAUAGCAAUCUGUUUGGUGGUUCUUGUGAUAAUUAUACAAUUUUCCUUUAGUUUUUUGUCAGCUAUUAAAAUAGAAAUGAUGGAAAAAUGGGAAUUUCAUAAUUAUAAGCCUUCUUGUAGAAUUUUGGAUGGUCAACUUGAAAUGCCUGGCAAUUUUUUGAAGGUCAAUUUGAUUCACUGUCUUUGA
This is a messenger RNA of Paramecium tetraurelia, 756 nucleotides long. RefSeq lists its product as uncharacterized. The transcript has 4 exons. Gene Ontology annotation, molecular function: zinc ion binding. NCBI's taxonomy places the organism in Eukaryota, Ciliophora, Oligohymenophorea, Peniculida, Parameciidae. The record is from RefSeq and is a predicted model, not a curated record.